Messenger RNA from Drosophila elegans, 4951 nucleotides. RefSeq names its product speract receptor. The transcript is spliced from 16 exons. The record is from RefSeq and is a predicted model, not a curated record. Gene Ontology annotation, molecular function: peptide receptor activity; protein kinase activity; guanylate cyclase activity. Gene Ontology annotation, biological process: receptor guanylyl cyclase signaling pathway; cGMP biosynthetic process; protein phosphorylation. The coding region runs from base 950 to 4702 and encodes 1250 amino acids. Lineage: Eukaryota; Metazoa; Arthropoda; Insecta; Diptera; Drosophilidae.
UCGAGUGCGGGAGAUUCAAGACGCGCGCAAAGCUGCGGACUGUCGAAUCGGAAGUGGAGCGAACGGAAAAGCAAAUAAGGCGGCGCGUGUCGAGUGUUAAUAACACAGACGUUGUUUUCGAAUACAAACGUUGUUUCUGAAAAUACAGAAAUUUAUUUCGCCAGUGGACCGGAGGGGCGAUCGGGGUCACCCACCUCUUUUGCAUGCCCAACAUCUGCACCACGGAUGCGAAAAUAAAAAACUGGUGCGAUUUGGGCAACAGGUGGCGACGGCGGCAAAUGGAUCGUGUCGAUGGGCGGGAUUUGGCGAAAUUGUGUGGAUAGACUGACAUAGGCCCAUUAUUAUUAUAUGGCCAAAAAGGGGUCAGACAUUUGUGUUGUGCGCGUGAGGAAAUUGAAUUGACUUUGGCCACCGCCGGUACGUUUCCGAAUCCGAAUCCGAAUCCGUAUCCGAAUCGGUAUCCGAAAUCAAAAUCGAAAUCUGUGUCGCAAAUGUGGCACUAAUAAAUUAUCGCACAUUCGCGGACCGCACUCGCGAGUGCUUCAUUAAUGCAGAAAUUGAAUCGCAAUUGAAGGAGAAUAUCUAGUUUUGCAGCGGCUGCGUUUGUUUCAUUUUGCCAGGAACGUGACCAAAUUGCCAAGUGUCGCGUGGAUCAGCCAAAAAAUCCUCUUACUUGCAGAACACUGAACGGAAAGAAAGCUUGCUAAGACGCAAGCAAACGUAAUUAACCACUCCCACAACAAGACAACAAGGUGGAUAGUGUAAAAGGGGGCAAUGCAAACUCAACAAAAAUGUUGCAUCUCCUUGAAGGAUCAACAUCUGCUGCCAGGGACACUGUCACACAAAGGGGAAGCCUGCUCAUCAGUUUGGCAAACCAAUUCCGUUUGAAUUAAGCGCCACCAAAAAGGAGCAGCGCAAUCUUAAGCGAUUUCCGUGCCGUCCCCGCGUAAUGUUUGCGCAUCCCUGUCCUGCUCCAGCUGGAAUCAACCACUCGGGACUGCUCCUCCUCCUCCGCCUCCUGCUCAUCCUCCUCGCACUGACCCACUUCCGGCCCUCGCAUGGAGAGGUCUUCACGCUGGGCUACCUCACGGCCUCGCAACGGAGUCCGGGAAACCUGGACUACAACCGACCCGGACUCACCAUCUCCGGUGCCAUUUCGCUGGCCGUGGAGGAGGUGAAUGCGGGACGACUGCGGGACCGUGGCCACUCGCUGGAGUUCGUCGUGGCCGAGACGUACGGUGAGGAGGUGGUCAGCAUCCGACAGACGGCGGCUCUGUGGACGCAGCAAGUGGCCGCCUACAUUGGCCCCCAGGAAACCUGCGUGCACGAAGGUCGCAUGGCGGCCGCCUUCAACCUGCCCAUGAUAUCCUAUUACUGCACCCAUCGGGAUCCUUCGAACAAGGCUGAUUUCCCCACUUUUGCCAGGACGCGACCGCCAGAUACACAGAUCUCCAAGUCCGUGGUGGCAUUACUGCUCUCCUUCAACUGGACGCAGGUGAGCAUUCUGUACCUGGACGACCUGAGCGGGCAGUACCAGCCCGUGGCGGAGACCAUCCUCAGCACGCUGAGUGAGGCCGGAGUGAGCAUUCGGGACAUUCGCACCUGGAACACCAUCUACCACCACGGAUUCAUGGACAAUCCCUUCGAGGCGCUGGUGGAGCAGACCUAUGCCAAUACGAGGAUUUACCUCAUCCUGAGUCACUACUAUGAGCACGUUGGCCUGAUGGUUAGCCUCCAGAAAAGAGGACUACUGUCCAAAGGCGACUACUUCGUAGUGGGCAUCGACAUCGAGCAGUAUGAUCCGGCCAAACCCGAGAAGUAUCUGCGUGGUCUGCUUCUGGAGGAUGUGGAUCCCUUGGCCGUGCAGGCCUUUCAGUCCUAUCUGGCCAUUGUGCCCACUGCCUCCGUCUCCUUUGCCACAUUCGCCAACGAGGUCAACAAAUAUAUGGAGCGACCGCCAUUCAAUUUCCCCAAUCCAGUGGGUCGCUUCGGUGGAGCAAAGCAGAUAAGCGCCGAGGCUGCCUAUCUCUAUGAUGCCGUGCAUCUGUAUGCCAAGGCUUUGAUGGAAGUCCAGGAUGCGGGUGGGCGGCCCAGGAACGGCAGCGCCAUUGUGGCGGCCAUCAAGGGCUCGCGAUAUCGCAGCGCCAUGGGCUAUCACGUCUACAUCGAUGAGAACGGCGAUGCGGCGGGUAAUUAUACAGUAUUAGCCAGGGGAACCGUGCGGAAUGGUCGAAAUCAGACUGUCCUGGGACUGAGACCCGUGGGCACCUUCAUACACCGGAACAGCAGCUUUAGCAGCAUCAGCAAGGCAUUGCCCCACCAGGACCUCAAACUAUUCAGCCCCAUUGACUGGGUGGGUGGUUCGCGACCAGCAGCUGCUCCUCGUUGCGGAUUUGGUGGCGAGAAGUGCGUCAAUUACACUGGCGAAAUAUCGGCGGCCAUUGCCGGCGGUGUUCUGCUCCUUCUGAGCCUGGUCUCGCUGGUCCUCUAUCGCAACUGGCGCUACGAGCAGGAACUGGACAGUCUGCUCUGGAAGAUAGACUUUCGCGAGGUGCAAAUCCACGAGAACGAGCGGGAGCAGCAAAGUCAGAAGCAGACGCGUCACUUGCUAAAUCACUUGCCGCGUCGUCUUCCUCCGCAGUCCACCCAUCCGCUGAUCCGCACCAGCCAGGUGAGCCUGAGCUCCAAUCCCGACGCGGACUUCCGCUACACGACCAUCUUCACGCCGAUUGGACUGUACAAGGGUCAGCUGUAUGCCAUCAAGAAGGUGCGCAAGAAGAGUGUCGACAUAACGCGGGAGAUGAAGAAGGAGCUAAAGCUGCUGCGAGAUGCCCGGCACGACAACAUAUGCGCCUUUAUCGGCGCCUGCACGGAUCCGCCCAACAUCUGCAUCAUCAGCGAGUACUGCACCCGGGGCAGCCUAAAGGACAUUCUGGAGAACGAGGACGUCAAGCUGGACAACAUGUUCAUUGCCUCCAUGGUGGCGGACAUUAUACGCGGCGUCAUCUAUUUGCACGACUCGCCCAUUCGCUUCCACGGCGCACUGUGCACUUCCAACUGCCUGGUGGACUCCCGCUGGGUGGUCAAGCUGACGGACUUUGGCCUGUUCGCCUUCAAGCAGGGCAUCGAAGACAGCUCCACGGACAUGCAGCACAUGUCGGCCAAGUGUCUGAAACUGCUCUACAGAGCGCCGGAGUUGCUGCGGCAGGGUCCUUCGUCGCUGGUCAUGGGCACCCAGCGUGGAGAUGCCUACUCCUUUGGCCUCCUGCUCUACGAGAUGCAUGUGCGACGCGGACCCUUCGGUGAGACCGGUCUGACACCCAUGCAGUGCCUGCAGAAGGUUCUCCAGCCGCAGGACCAACUGAACCCGUACCGACCCUCGCUGCAGCCCCUGGAAACCGCUUUUGAUUGCGUCAGCGAGUGCCUAAGGGAAUGCUGGGCGGAGAGGCCGGAGGAUCGUCCCGACUUCAAAACCAUUCGCACCAAACUGAGACCGCUGCGCAAGGGAAUGCGACCCAACAUUUUCGACAACAUGAUGGCCAUGAUGGAGAAGUAUGCCAACAACCUGGAGGCCCUCGUGGACGAUCGCACGGAUCAGCUGCAGGAGGAGAAGAAAAAGACGGACGCCCUGCUGCACGAGAUGCUGCCGCGUUGCGUGGCCGACCAGCUGAAGAAGGGCCACAAGGUGGACCCCGAGCACUACGAACAGGUGAGCAUCUACUUCAGCGACAUCGUCGGGUUCACGGCCAUGUCCGCCGAGUGCACGCCGCUGCAGGUGGUGGACUUCCUCAACGAUCUGUACACCUGCUUCGACUCGAUCAUCGGGCACUACGAUGUCUACAAGGUGGAGACCAUCGGAGAUGCCUAUAUGGUGGUAUCGGGACUUCCUUUGCGCAAUGGCGAUCUUCAUGCAGCCGAAAUAGCCACCAUGUCGCUGCAUCUGCUUAGCGCCGUUUCGGAGUUCAAGAUACGCCAUCGACCCACCAACCGGCUGCUCCUGCGGAUUGGCAUCCACUCGGGACCCGUUUGUGCCGGCGUCGUGGGUCUAAAGAUGCCCCGCUACUGUCUCUUCGGCGACACCGUGAACACGGCCUCGCGCAUGGAAUCCAGUGGCGUUCCCCUGAAGAUCCACUGCAGCUGGCAGUGCCGUCAGCUGCUGGACCGACUGGGUGGCUAUCACUUCCAGGAGCGAGGAGUCAUUGCGAUGAAGGGCAAGGGCGACCAGCGCACCUACUGGCUGCUGGGGGAGGAUGAGGAGGCCCGCACCCGGCGCACCUAUGAGAGAUCCCAGCGACGAGGAUCGCGGGCCCUCAACAAGUUCAUCCAGGGUACCAUCAAACAGGCCCAGGAGCAGGCCACUGAGUAUGGCAUACGCUCCUCGCUCAAGCAAAAGAAUCUGCCACGCAACUCGCUGACCCGCUCCUCCAGUCUGGAAUCGCCCAAGAAGCUGCGCUUUGCCGCCGGCAGUCUCCUCGAGCAUCAUCGUUACCACAGUGACGAGGCCCUGCUCGAGGUGGACUCCUACACGGGAUUGAGGCGAUCUUCGGGAGGAUCCACGCAAUCACGCUAUGAGGAGACCACCCUUUCGCUGACCCUCUCCUGCCAAAGUAUCGAGGUCCUCAAUGGUCAGCAUGGCAAGAGACGACCCUCCUCCUAUCCCACUGCCAAUACGCCGCUGCUGAUGAACCAUGUGGAGGUUUAGAGGCGCAGACCUAGUACUAGUACUUACUUAAAACCCAACUACAGGGAGCUUAGUGGAAUAUUUGUGUUCAGUGUGUCUAGCCAAGUGUAUUUGUGUAUGGCUUUUAGUGCCCAAUUGUGGUAACUGUAGCAUCAGCAUAUUGUGAGAGUGAUUAUAAAUCUAGUCGUUGUUUAAACACAUUCAUGCUCUAAUCUAAAGCAAAUUAAAAUAGUCAAUAGCCCUAACUAAACGAUAUGAAUAAAGAGUAAU